Molecule: messenger RNA, 954 nt
Organism: Marmota flaviventris (yellow-bellied marmot)
Lineage: Eukaryota; Metazoa; Chordata; Mammalia; Rodentia; Sciuridae
Product: olfactory receptor 5K3-like
Biological process (GO): G protein-coupled receptor signaling pathway
Cellular component (GO): membrane
Molecular function (GO): olfactory receptor activity; G protein-coupled receptor activity
Source: RefSeq, a predicted model, not a curated record
AUGACUAAGGACAACCACUCCUUGACAACUGAAUUUAUCCUCAUAGGAUUUACAGAUAACCCAAAUCUUAAGACCUUUUUGUUUUUUGUAUUUUUUGCCAUCUAUCUGGUCACCAUGGUGGGAAAUCUAGGGUUGGUGGCCUUGAUUUACAUGGAGCACCAUCUUCACACACCAAUGUACAUCUUCUUGGGCAACCUGGCUCUCAUGGAUUCCUUGUGUUCCUGUGCUGUCACUCCCAAGAUGCUAGAGAACUUGUUUUCUGAGGAAAGUAGGAUGUCCCUCUAUGAAUGCAUGGCACAGUUUUAUUUUCUCUGUCUUGCUGAGACUACAGACUGCUUUCUUCUCGCAGCAAUGGCUUAUGACCGCUAUGUGGCCAUAUGCAGACCACUGCAGUACCACACCCUGAUGUCAAAGAAACUCUGCAUUCAGAUGACCACAGGAGCCUACGUAGGUGGAAACCUGCAUCCCAUGGUUGAAGUAGGGCUUUUGUUAAGAUUGGCUUUUUGUGGAUCUCAUCAAAUCAAUCACUUCUUUUGUGAUGUCCUUCCAUUAUACAGACUCUCCUGUGUUGAUCCUUAUAUCAAUGAAUUGAUGUUAUUUAUCUUGGCAAGGUCAAUUCUCAUCUUUACUAUUGCCAUAGUUCUAAUCUCUUAUUUCUACAUCCUUUUCACUAUAUUCACAAUGAAAUCCAAAAAGGGAAGGGGCAAAGCUCUAUCUACUUGUGCAUCCCACUUUCUCUCUGUGUCAAUAUUCUAUGGUUCUCUGCUCUUCCUGUAUGCUCGAUCAAGUACAGUUAAUGAAGAGGAUAAAGAUAUACCGGUUGCUAUAUUUUAUACUCUAGUUGUUCCUUUGUUAAACCCUUUUGUUUAUACUCUAAGAAAUAAGGAAGUAAUAAAUAUUAUGAAAAGAAUUCUGAAGAAAGACUUUUGUAAUUCUCAAUAACAAAUAGAAUCU